Molecule: messenger RNA, 2046 nt
Organism: Vitis vinifera (wine grape)
Lineage: Eukaryota; Viridiplantae; Streptophyta; Magnoliopsida; Vitales; Vitaceae
Product: endoglucanase 5
Exons: 9
Biological process (GO): carbohydrate metabolic process
Molecular function (GO): carbohydrate binding; hydrolase activity, hydrolyzing O-glycosyl compounds
Source: RefSeq, a predicted model, not a curated record
AACAGCAAAUCAGGCUGUUGAUGAUCAGUAGCUGAAUUGGGUCUCAAUCAUGGAGAGGAGCUUCACUCAUUGCUUGGUUCUAGCCAUUUUCUUGGGACUGUUUGCCCUGGAGGCAACAGCUGGGGCAAGCUUCAACUAUGGUGAUGCCAUGGAGAAGAGCUUGAUGUUUUUUGAGGCACAGAGGUCAGGGAAGCUGCCGGUGAACCAGAGAGUCAAGUGGCGGGGGGAUUCGGGACUCCGUGAUGGGCUUCUUCAAGGGGUGGACUUGGUGGGAGGGUACUAUGAUGCCGGAGACCAUGUGAAGUUUGGGCUGCCAAUGGCUUUUACAGUGACCAUGCUUUCAUGGGGAGCCAUCGAUUACAGGAAAGAGAUCACAGGCUUGAACCAGAUGGGUGACACACUGGCUGCUAUCAAAUGGGGGACUGAUUACUUCAUCAAGGCACAUACUGAGCCGGAUGUUCUCUGGGGACAGGUGGGGGAUGGAGACUCUGAUCACUACUGUUGGGAGCGCGCAGAGGACAUGACGACACCUAGAAAUGCUUACAAACUUGACCCCAAUCAUCCAGGCUCUGAUCUUGCUGGUGAAACUGCAGCUGCCAUGGCUGCAGCCUCCAUGGCUUUCAAGCUUUAUAACUCUUCCUACUCCAGUCUGCUCUUAGCUCAUGGAAAGCAGCUUUUCUCAUUUGCGGAUAGAUUCAGGGGUCAGUAUGAUGAUUCCAUCCAGUGUGCUAGGCAGUACUACACUUCAUCAGGUUACUCGGAUGAGUUACUGUGGGCUGCUGCUUGGCUUUUCCGGGCUACUGGCGAUGAAUACUAUUUGAAAUAUGUAGUGGAUAAUGCAGUCUCUAUGGGAGGAACUGGAUGGGCAGUAAAAGAGUUUUCUUGGGACAACAAAUACGCUGGUGUGCAGAUUCUUCUUUCAAAGGUAUUGAUGGAGGGACGCGGUGGGGCAUACGCUUCCACACUAAAGAAGUACCAGGCCAAGGCGGAUUUCUUUGCAUGUGCUUGUCUGCAGAAGAAUGAUGGCUACAAUGUUCCCUUGACUCCAGGUGGCUUAGUGUACUUGCAUGAAUGGAACAACAUGCAGUAUGCCUCAUCUGCUGCAUUCCUUCUUGCUGUCUACUCUGAUUACCUCUCUGCUGAAAAUGCUGUACUCAAAUGCCCAGAUGCCCAAGUCCAACCCUAUGAGCUCCUCAAUUUUGCAAAGUCACAGGCUGACUACAUUCUAGGAAAAAAUCCCAAGUCCAUGAGCUACCUAGUUGGUUAUGGACAGAAGUAUCCAGUCCAUGCUCACCACAGAGGUUCCUCCAUUGCCUCUGUAGCUGUCCUCCACUCUACAGUAGGAUGUGUGGAGGGAUUUGAGUCAUGGUAUCAUCGCCCUGAAGCAAACCCUAAUGUUAUUUAUGGAGGUCUUGUGGGAGGACCUGACAAGAACGAUGGAUUCUCCGAUGACCGGUCCAAUUAUGAGCAGACUGAGCCAACACUUUCAGGCGGUGCUCCUCUUGUAGGCCUCUUCUCCAAGCUGCAGAGCCUAAUAGGAACUUCAGGUUGGCUUUAAUCCAACACUCAAUAAAAUGGAAAGCCCUUUAAAUCAGAUGUCCCGGUGGAAUUCAUUCAUUUCAUAACCAACACAUGGACUAUUGGAAGAACAACUUACUACAGGCAUAAGGUGAUCAUCAAGAACAAGUCCCAAAAGCCAAUUACAGACCUCAAGUUGGCAAUUGAGAACCUUUCGGGAACCCUAUGGGGCCUUAACCCAUGUCAAGAGAAGAACACCUAUGAGCUCCCACAAUGGAUGAAAGUACUACAGCCUGGAUCACAAAGCAGUUUUGUUUAUGUUCAAGGAGGCCCCCAAGCCAAGGUUUCAGUUCUUAGCUACCAUUAAGCAUCUCAUCAGAGGAUUCUCAAAUUCAGAUGCAGACAGAUGAGACUAAAGAAAAUUUUCAGUUCUUCCUAUACAUACUAUUAAAUUCCCCAAGUUUGUAGUUUGCUGAUUAUAAUUUUCACUUCAACAGUAAACUUAAUUGAAGAUAAAUUUAUCUUGAA